AAGCGCGGAAUGAUUUCUCCACGGCAAGCAAGCGCGGAUUAAAAAGGAGGGGAGAAAAAAAAACCCAUCAAAGAUCCGCUUAUUAAAUGAUUAACCAUUCGCCUACCGGGAUUUCACAAAAGAAGGGCCUUUAAAUAUCUCAUUGACAGAGCACCCAGUUAGUCAUUAAAGGAUUAUUCUUUCGGAUAUGGGAUCUACCUUCAGGAUCCCCACCUGCUGGGCACCGUAAUGGUGCUCUCUUCUAUAGCUGAGCCCCUCGCUGCCCUCUGAAGGAGCAGGAUGACAAGAUGGCACAGCUGCUUGUACCGCCCGGACCAGACAGCUUCCGCCCCUUCAUCCCCGAGUCGCUGGCCGCCAUCGAGAGGCGCAUUGCCGAGGAGGAGGCCCGGCGACCACGGGCGGAGCGCCGCAGCGAUGAAGACGAUGAAAAUGGGCCCAAGCCUAACAGCGACCUGGAGGCAGGGAAAUCUCUGCCCUUCAUCUACGGGGACAUCCCUCCAGGCCUGGUGUCAACCCCUCUGGAGGACCUCGACCCUUACUACAGCAAUCAGAAGACCUUCAUAGUAUUGAAUCGUGGGAAGGCAAUCUUCCGUUUCAAUGCCACUUCUGCCUUGUACAUCCUAAACCCCUUCAAUCCUCUGAGGAGGAUAGCUAUUAAAGUUUUAGUGCACUCGAUGUUCAGCAUGUUGAUCAUGUUCACCAUUCUGACCAACUGUGCUUUCAUGACCCUGAGUAACCCCCCAGAGUGGGCAAAGAAUGUAGAGUACACAUUCACAGGGAUUUACACCUUCGAGUCCCUAAUAAAGAUCCUGGCCAGAGGCUUUUGUGUGGGGAAGUUCACUUUCCUGCGGGACCCAUGGAACUGGCUAGAUUUCAGCGUCAUACUCAUGGCAUAUGUCACAGAGUUUGUGGACCUGGGCAAUGUCUCAGCACUGCGAACCUUCAGGGUUCUGCGAGCCCUGAAAACAAUAUCAGUCAUCCCAGGCCUGAAGACCAUAGUUGGCGCUCUGAUUCAGUCUGUGAAGAAGCUGUCGGAUGUGAUGAUCCUCACCGUGUUCUGCCUCAGCGUCUUCGCUCUGAUCGGCCUGCAGCUCUUCAUGGGCAACCUGAGGCAGAAGUGCGUGCGUGUGCUAAACUUCAACAACAACAGCAGCAUCAACAUCACUGGCAACGACACAGGUCCUUUCAAUGCUACGCUAAACUGGACGGAGUACAUCAGUGAUGAGAAUAAUUAUUAUUACCUCCCUGGCCGUAGGGAUGCUCUGCUCUGUGGAAAUGGCAGCGGUGCAGGACUCUGUCCAGAGGGCUUUGUAUGUCUCAAAACGGGCCGUAAUCCAGACUAUGGCUACACAAGCUUCGACACAUUCAGUUGGGCCUUCCUCUCCCUGUUCCGUCUCAUGACGCAGGACUACUGGGAAAACCUCUACCAGCAGACUUUGCGUGCAGCAGGGAAGCCCUAUAUGAUCUUCUUUGUGCUGGUGAUCUUCUUGGGCUCCUUUUACCUCAUUAACUUGAUCCUGGCUGUGGUAGCCAUGGCUUACGAUGAGCAGAACCAGGCCACCAUCGAGGAGGCUCAGCAGAAGGAGGAGGAAUUCCAGGCCAUGCUGGAGCAGCUGAAGAGGCAGCAGGAGGAAGCCCAGGUUGCCGCGGCAGCAGCGACAGAGAGCGGUGAGUACAGCGGGAGAGGGGGCCCCACCUCUGAGUCCUCUUCGGGGACGUCCAAGCUGAGCUCGAAAAGUGCCAAGGAGCGACGCAACAGGCGGAAGAAGAGAAAGCAGCGAGAGGAGGAGGAGGAGAGGGGCGUGUGCGACAAGUUCCAUAAGUCUAUGUCUGAGGACAGCAUCAAGAGGUCCAGCUUCCGCUUCUCCAUCGAUGCCAACCGGCUUUCCUAUGAAAAACGAUGCUCCUCACCCAACCAGUCUCUCCUCAGUGUCCGUGGUUCCCUCUUCUCACCUCGAAGGAACAGCCGUGCCAGCCUCUUUAGCUUCCGUGGCCGAGCCCGCGACAUGGGCUCAGAAAACGACUUCGCUGACGACGAACACAGCACCUUUGAGGAGAGCGACAGUCGCCGAGGGUCCUUGUUCUUGCCACGGCGCCUUGAGCGGCGCUGCAGCGCUGUCAGCCAGAUAAGCCUUGGGGCGCCACGGAUUGUGUUACCUGUCAAUGGAAAGAUGCACUGCUCUGUAGACUGCAAUGGUGUGGUGUCGCUGGUCGGUGGAACAUCUGUUACAACCUCUCCUGUAGGUCUCCUGCUGCCUGAGGGAACAACAACAGAUACUGAGAAAAAGAAACGCAGAUCAGGAUUCCUCCAGCCAUCCAUGGACUAUUUGGAUGAACCAGGGGGCCGACAGAGAGCCAUGAGUGUGGCCAGUAUACUCACCAACACCAUGGAAGAGCUCGAAGAGUCAAGACAGAAGUGCCCGCCUUGUUGGUAUAGAUUUGCCAACACUUGUCUGAUAUGGGACUGUUGUCCUGCAUGGUUAAAAAUCAAAGAGGUUGUUAGCAUGGUGGUCAUGGACCCCUUUGUGGAUCUAGCAAUCACCAUCUGCAUCGUCCUCAACACUCUUUUCAUGGCCAUGGAGCACUACCCAAUGACUAAAGAGUUUGAUAACCUCCUUUCAAUUGGAAACCUGGUGUUCACAGGGAUCUUCACAGCGGAAAUGUGCUUCAAGAUCAUUGCCCUGGAUCCUUACUAUUACUUUCAGGAGGGCUGGAACAUCUUUGAUGGUAUCAUUGUUAGUCUCAGUCUCAUGGAGCUCGGCUUGGCUAAUGUAGAAGGCCUGUCUGUGCUCAGGUCCUUCAGACUGCUGCGGGUCUUCAAACUAGCCAAGUCCUGGCCCACUCUUAACAUGCUGAUCAAGAUCAUCGGUAACUCAGUGGGCGCCCUGGGCAACCUUACUCUCGUGCUGGCGAUCAUCGUGUUCAUCUUUGCUGUGGUUGGCAUGCAAUUAUUCGGUAAAAGCUACAAAGAGUGCGUGUGCAAGAUUUCGGACGACUGUGAGCUUCCGCGCUGGCACAUGCAUGACUUCUUCCACUCCUUCCUCAUCGUGUUCCGGGUGCUGUGCGGGGAAUGGAUUGAGACUAUGUGGGACUGCAUGGAGGUGGCAGGACAGACGAUGUGCAUUAUUGUCUUCAUGAUGGUCAUGGUCAUCGGAAACCUAGUGGUUCUCAACCUUUUUCUUGCCCUCCUCCUGAGCUCAUUCAGUGCAGACAACCUGGCAGCCACUGACGAUGACAGCGAGAUGAACAACCUGCAGAUUGCUGUUGGACGCAUCCAGCGUGGGAUUUCAUAUGUCAAAACCAAAGUGCGACAGUUUCUCCAGAGCCUCUGCUCUGGCGGAGGUAAGGGAUCUGGGCUGACUGAGGAGAGCAAACCCCUGGAUGAUCUGCAAAGCAACGGAAAGGGCAACUGCAUUUCUAACCACACCCCAUUGGAGAUCACCAAAGACCCCAGUUUGAUGUACAUGAUGGAGGGCAACGGGAAGCCAGGAGGGCUGGUGGUUGGGGUAGGUGGGGAUACCACAAACAAGUACCCAGUGGAGGAAUGCGACUAUAUGUCCUUUAUUCACAACCCCAGCCUGACAGUGACUGUGCCCAUCGCUGUGGGCGAGUCAGACUUUGAAAACUUAAACACUGAGGAUUUUAGCAGCGACUCUUCUGACGUGGAGGGCAGCAAAGAGAAGCUCGAUGUAGACCCGCAGCCCCAGAGCUCAUCGGAGGGGAGCACAGUUGAUAUUCGACCCCCAGGAGAUGGGGCUGAAUCCGUGGAGCUGGAGCCAGAGGAGUCGUUAGACCCUGAGGCCUGCUUUACAGAAGGCUGUGUGAGCAGGUUCCAGUGCUGUCAGGUCAGCGAGGAAGUAGGCUGGUUCAAGAACUGGUGGACGCUCAGAAAAACCUGCUUUAUUAUUGUGGAGCACAACUGGUUUGAAUCCUUCAUCAUAUUUAUGAUCCUUCUCAGCAGUGGGGCACUGGCAUUCGAAGAUAUUUACAUUGAGCAACGGCGGACCAUCAAAACAGUGCUGGAGUAUGCUGACAAGGUCUUCACUUAUAUCUUUAUCCUGGAGAUGUUGCUGAAAUGGGUGGCGUAUGGCUUCGUUAAGUACUUCACCAAUGCGUGGUGCUGGCUCGACUUCCUCAUAGUCGAUGUGUCCUUGGUGAGCCUCGUAGCAAAUGCUCUGGGCUACUCUGAGCUCAGCGCCAUCAAAACUCUGAGGACAUUGCGAGCCCUGCGGCCCUUGAGGGCCCUGUCUCGGUUUGAGGGCAUGAGGGUUGUGGUGAAUGCUCUACUUGGUGCCAUCCCCUCCAUCAUGAACGUGCUCCUGGUUUGCCUCAUCUUCUGGCUAAUCUUCAGCAUCAUGGGCGUCAACCUGUUCGCAGGGAAGUACUACCACUGUAUCAACACCACCACAGAUGAGCUCUUCCCCACCAGUGUUGUCAACAACAAGACAGAAUGCGAGAAUUUGGUUAACAGCAGCGCUCGCUGGAAGAGUGUCAAAAUCAACUUUGACAAUGUAGGGGCUGGGUAUCUGGCUCUGCUGCAAGUGGCAACAUUUAAGGGUUGGAUGGACAUCAUGUAUGCUGCUGUGGACUCUCGAAAUUUGGAAGAGCAACCUGAAUAUGAAGUGAAUCUGUAUAUGUACCUCUACUUUGUCAUCUUCAUCAUCUUUGGCUCCUUCUUCACUCUAAAUCUGUUCAUUGGUGUCAUCAUUGAUAACUUCAACCAGCAGAAGAAAAAGUUUGGAGGUCAAGAUAUCUUCAUGACAGAAGAACAGAAGAAAUACUACAAUGCCAUGAAGAAGCUGGGUUCGAAGAAACCACAAAAGCCAAUUCCUCGGCCAACAAAUGAAUUUCAAGGCUUUGUGUUUGACUGUGUCACAAAGCAGGCUUUUGACAUUGUGAUCAUGAUUCUCAUCUGCCUUAACAUGGUGACAAUGAUGGUAGAGACCGAUGACCAAACAAGGGAAAUGGACAAAAUCCUUUACUGGAUCAACCUUGUCUUCAUUGUACUAUUCACCGGGGAGUGUGCGCUCAAGAUGAUUUCACUGCGACACUUUUACUUCACUGUUGGCUGGAACAUAUUUGACUUUGUAGUAGUGAUUCUUUCAAUUAUAGGUAUGUUUUUAUCCGAAGUUAUUGAGAAGUACUUUGUGUCCCCAACGUUGUUUCGAGUGAUCCGACUUGCCCGGAUAGGCCGCAUCCUUCGCCUUAUAAAAGGUGCCAAGGGCAUCCGGACGCUCCUCUUUGCCUUGAUGAUGUCACUCCCUGCCUUGUUCAAUAUUGGCCUUCUUCUUUUCCUGGUUAUGUUUAUCUAUGCUAUCUUUGCAAUGUCCAACUUUGCAUAUGUCAAGAGGGAGUCAGGGAUCGAUGACAUGUUUAAUUUUGAGACCUUCGGGAACAGUAUGAUCUGUUUGUUUCAGAUUACAACAUCAGCUGGGUGGGAUGGCCUGUUGGCGCCCAUAUUGAACAAAAGAGAGCCAGACUGUGACAGCAAGAUGGAGCACCCUGGGAACUCUUAUAAAGGCAACUGUGGUAACCCUUCAGUAGCCAUCUUUUUCUUCGUCAGCUACAUCAUCAUUUGCUUUCUGAUUGUAGUUAACAUGUACAUUGCCGUCAUCCUGGAAAACUUCAGUGUGGCCACAGAGGAAAGUGCUGAACCACUAAGCGAGGAUGAUUUUGAGAUGUUUUAUGAAGUUUGGGAACGCUUUGAUCCCGAUGCUACUCAGUUUGUGGAGUACAGCAAGCUUUCUGACUUUGCAGAUGCCCUCGAUCCACCGCUUCGAAUCGCCAAGCCCAACAUGAUCCACCUUAUAGCUAUGGACUUGCCAAUGGUGAGUGGUGAACGCAUCCACUGCCUAGACAUCUUGUUUGCUUUUACCAAGCGGGUUUUGGGUGAAGGUGGGGAGAUGGACAUGCUACGUGGACAGAUGGAGGAGCGUUUCAUGGCCUCCAACCCCUCUAAAGUUUCCUACGAGCCAAUUACCACUACGCUGCGCCGCAAGCAGGAGGAAAUGUCAGCCAUAGUUAUCCAGAGAGCUUUCCGACGCUACAUGAUCCAACAAGCAAUGAAAAAGGCCUCUGCUCUCUAUAAGGAGCAGCUAAAGGAGGGCGUCCAUGACCCAGAUAAGGAUGUGAUGGUCAUUAGCAAGUUCAAUGAGAAUUCCACCUCAGACAAAACAGACAUGACUCCAUCCACCGCCUCCCCGCCCUCCUACAACAGUGUGACAAAGUCGGACAAGGACAAAUAUGAAAAAGAAAAUAGGGAAAAGGAAAACAAAGGGAAAGACUUGAAAGACAGAAAAAACUAGACUUCUAGGGAAUGGAACAAACAAUGCAUCAGUUAAAAGGGGGAAAUUUGUUUACAGCUUCUAGAGGAUGUAGAUAGAUGUGUGCGUGUCUGUCGAUUGUUCAGAGAUGAAGAACGCUGUGCCAGGGAGGCCUAAAAUGGGAGCGCUGUUAUAAUAACUACAAAUAUGUGGGUUCUUCCCAGAGAAGGAAAAUGGAAGCAAGUUAUCCAGCAGACACUGCCAGAAGGUUGAGUGGAACAUAGUGCAGCCUCUCUGCAAAACGCUUGUGAUUUUCCUUUUGGUUGUUGUUACUAUCUGACACUUGAGUGUACUGUUAAUUUGUCUGUAGCUAGUGCUGCUGCUACUUCUAUAAAUCCAGUGUCUUGAAUUGAAAAAUUGCUGUAUCACUUAAAAAGUUCUCUGCAUUUUUCUUUUGUGUCUGUUCCUUUUUUUUAAUGAAAAAGAAUGUUUUCUACUUUUUGUUUUUAUUUUUGAGAAUGUUUCCUCUGCUUUCACUCUCGUACAAUCAUCAAGGACUGAAAAAGUUGAUGCUGGAAACUACAACACUCUGAAACUCGGGUCAGUACCAAAAUACUUGUGGUUCAAACAGUAUGUGAAGCUGGAACAUACCAAUGAAGUGCAAUGAAUGAAUAACUUGUAUUCACUGAUGUCCCAUCAGUAAUUUUUAGAAUCGGUAUCUACUGCCAUGUUCCAGUUUCAGUAUAAAAACUCUAAAAACAGAGAAGCUGAAUGUAUGCAAUCUGGAGGAAAAAGACGCAAUUAAAGAAACUUGGGAAAUAUUCUUGGUUGCUUUUUUGCCAAGAUUUCGAUGACACAAUUGGCACCACUCUUGUGUCAGGCUAGACUCUAUAAAUAAUUUAAAUGGCCUCCUUUUCUUUUUGCUAUGUCCAGGGGUGUUCCCAUCUGACAUUUGUCUAGUAGAAAUUAACCUAAACUCAGACUGUUGAUCUGAUCAGAGUGCCUGUUUUUAACCUAAAUGUAAAACUAAUCAAGUCUCACUGUCAAACUACAUGUCAGUCCUUAAUAGUAGGUGUUGAUAUUUAUGCACCGAAAUGUUUUUUUGUCUUAAUUUUUAACUAUUAAACAUUUUUGGCCCAUUCUAAACUCACUGCAAUAAUUAAUUCCCUUCAUUAGCCUAUCUGCUAUAUGAGCACUGUCUUUUGAAUCAUUUACACCGUAGAGAUUGUCAAAACGUUUAGUGCUGAAUGUUAAUCACUUGUCACCAUCACUGUUGUAGUUGUGUAGAUAAAGGUAAAACCACCAACCACUUUUUUAAACCGUAAAAAGAUAAUACAUUUUAAGCUAGUUAACUAACUUGCUGACUUUAACAAUUUGAAGGCACUGCUGAUAAAUGUUUUAUGGCAUUGCUUAGUGUUCUUGUUUCAAGCUGUUGUUACAUUCAAAGAAUUUUGUCAGGUAUAUGGCAUGACCACUUUUGAUUAUGUUUUUAAUAAGUUGCAAGUGCUCUGACAAAUGUAUUUUAAGUGUAUACUAUUUUGUAACUAUAUUUCUAUCACUCUUUACUGGUUUUUGGUCCUGAUCUCUCUUAUAGGCUCUUUGGUGACUCUUAGAAAAUGUAGGAGAAUAUUACCCCUGAUCAAACCAAAACAGUUCUGACUGACCUGAUUUCCAUACAGUAGACUGAGUAAAUUAUAGAAAAUUACAUGAAAUUUUUGGUUGUCAAAGCAGGUGUGAAAUGUCUCCAUGGUGGUUAUGGAUUGACGCAUGGUGGCUAUAAAACAUCUGCUCUCUCAAGACUCCAAUUUGUACUUAAAAAGUUGGGUACGAAAUGGCAAAUUGGCAAAAUGACAAACACCUAAGGCAGCUGUGAUACAUUUUUCUUGAGUAUACCUGUUUAUUAAAGGAUAGUGUCCUCCUAAUUUAGUUUGCACAUCUUAACACAGUUUUUUUACCGUCUCAUAUGAUGGCAAGAAAUACUGAAACCAGACCUCUCAGCAAUAGGUGGGUUGGCUGGCUGAUGCAACCUGUACCAGAUACAUUGACCAGAUAUAGAUGGAUAAUAGUAUUUAUUCAUAUAUAUUUUAAAGUAGAAGAUAUUUAUUAGUUGUCCCUGCAAAACAUUCUCCAUUAAAGGAGUGGUAUUAAUGUCCUCAUCUAUCUCUUGGCAGCAAAGUUAAGUGAAUUUCCCAAUCUGUAUUUUAAGGCAACACUCCGACCUGCUUGUUCACCUGCUGUCGUGUUGCAUUCACUGUGCUCCCUUUUAUCCUCUUCGCCCCCUCCUGUCUACAUUCCAUAGAGCUCCUGUAAACAAAAUGUCUUAGCAAUGAACUAUAAGAAGAAAAUGUCAGUCUUUCUACCUUCUUUCAAGCUAGAACAUGACAAUAUAUCACAUAUAAAAGCUGUAAUAUCACAAAUGUUUGUAUGCCAUUCAUGUUUAAAUUGAGAAGCGAGUGGUUUUAAUGUAGUGGUUUGGUUUGUAAAUAAUAUAGCUAUUUGGGCCCACAGUAUGCAUCACACUUACAUUUGAUGUAAGAGCACUUUUUAUCCCCACUGCUAUGUAAUUCCUUGUGUGGCUGUCAUACAUGUGCGUGUGUCUGUGUUUGUUUCUGUGUGGGACUCUGCGAGAAUGUCACCAUCCAUCUCUUUAUUUGACCAAGUGUGUUUGUGUGCAACUGGGCUCUGCAGGUUGCUUGUGUUCUGCCAAUUAUAAAUAACAUUUUUAAUGUAGAUACGAGUGUGUUUUUAAGUCUUCUCAUGUAAUUUCAGAUUUAAACAAUUUUUUUAUAAAAUAUUUUUUCUUUCCCGCACUGUAACACCUGAUGAAACCACAUGUAUGGUCCCCAUGUCUGUAGAUACUAACCAUGAAGCAAUCAGUAGCCAUCUCUCAUUGCACUUGUAGUGUUUUAGUGAACUGCAUGCAGGAAGUGACUACUGUCUGCUCAUAUGAUGGUAUAAUUUUCAAGCCAAAAGAAUAAAGAGCAUAUUUUUUGUAAAUGCUUGUUUAUAAUGUUUUCAUUACAGUCUAUACAUUUUUUUUCUCUCUCCUUAUGUUUGAAAUUCUCUGUGUAACAUCAAAUUCCUGGUGUGUGAUGAAAUAUGAUUGCUUUAGAGGUCAGUCAGGAUCAUUCAUGUGAUUCAAUCUAAUGUUACACCGAUGUAUCGAUUUGCAAAAUGUGACAUUUUUUUUGUUAUAACCAAAGAUGUGGCAACAAAACACAAAAUCUAGAUUUCCAAAAUAAAACCUAAUUUGGAAAGCA
Girardinichthys multiradiatus is the source of this 9523-nucleotide messenger RNA. It is a transcript of the gene scn1lab, whose product is annotated as sodium channel, voltage-gated, type I like, alpha b. The record is from RefSeq and is a predicted model, not a curated record. The transcript is spliced from 27 exons. Gene Ontology annotation, biological process: sodium ion transmembrane transport; neuronal action potential; membrane depolarization during action potential. Gene Ontology annotation, cellular component: plasma membrane; axon; voltage-gated sodium channel complex. Gene Ontology annotation, molecular function: protein binding; voltage-gated sodium channel activity. The coding region runs from base 288 to 6305 and encodes 2005 amino acids. Lineage: Eukaryota; Metazoa; Chordata; Actinopteri; Cyprinodontiformes; Goodeidae.